UUCGCGCGGUCAAGUGACGUCACAGAACAGCGAUAUUUGUGACGUCACAGUAGAGCGACAAUGACGAUUCUAUGGUGCGCAGUCAAGCGUGUCACAUAAUCAACAUGAACGAUAUCGGAGAAAAUGUUUAUCAGGCAGAAAAAAUCAGUAAAAAAAGAUCAAAAAAGGGAAGAGACGAAUUCUUUGUGAAAUGGAAAGGUUGGUCUACACGACACAGCACGUGGGAACCAAAGGAAAAUAUUCUCGACCAAACUUUGAUUGACAUGUUCGAAGCUGGGGAAACAAAUUCGAAACGAAAAGGUCGGAAACAAAAACGACAACGACCAGUUUGGAACGAACCAGAGAAAACUGAACCAGCAGAGACACCUAGUGGCUCAUCGGUCGUGAAAAUGGAGAUAAAAAAAGAGAACAAAGAAAUUGAUAAAGUUGAUUGUGAUGUCAUAGAGGAGAAAGUAGAGACGAUUGUCGAUGAGCCUGAGGUGGAUACGAAGAAAAAGUGUUUUCCGAUGAAAAAUGUUUCUUUGCUCCGCCGAUCAAUCGGACGGCCUCGUAAGAAAGUUGUAUCGCAGGAGGGGAAGCCCCUUGUAACAUCAAACAAUUGGAAUUUUAACGAAAUCACCGUGACCGAUGUAAACCUGCAUUCGCAGAAUGUAACUUUCCUAGAAUGUGAGCGCGGGGGUGUGUUUAUUGACCCAUAUAUUAAUACAUGAAUUUUUGUUCCAAUAAAUUUAUUCACGACGCAUAGA
Ciona intestinalis (vase tunicate) is the source of this 746-nucleotide messenger RNA. The record is from RefSeq and is a predicted model, not a curated record. Lineage: Eukaryota; Metazoa; Chordata; Ascidiacea; Phlebobranchia; Cionidae.